AUGGUCAAAAGGGACGUGAACCCCCGCCCGUGAACUGGGAUACAAACGCUCCUGGAUUAUAUCUAAACAGAAGAGAUGGCCAGUUCUGGAAGCGCCAUGAAAGGAAUGCUAAAUUUGUUCAACCUUCGCCGUCUCUUACACCCUCCAUUACCUGGGUUCUUGUCUCAAUGCCACUGGACAAGAGCCAUCUUCCCACCGAUAGUCCAAAAGAAUUACUGCACCAAACCUACAAGUCCUAUCGGGCGCUACCCUAUUCCUUAUAAGAAGGAUCUUCCAUAUGACAUAGUGGAGCUCAUGGAAGAAAUGGAAACAAAGAGUGGAUUUUUGCCAAAUGUGUUUAAAGUACUGUCACAUCGACCUGCUGAGUUUAGAGCUUUCUUUGCCUAUUACAAUGCUCUUAUGAAUAAAGAAACCGGCCGACUCAGCAAAGCCGACAGAGAACUUAUAGUGGUGGCUACAAGUAUCAAUAACCGCUGUCUAUACUGUGUGAUUUCUCACAGUGCUCUGCACCGAAUCUACUCUAAAAACCCAACUUUAGCCGACCAGGUGUCUGUGAACUACGAAGUGGCUGAGCUCCAGGCCCGUGAGAGGGUGAUGCUGGAUUUCGCUUUGGCGAUAAGCCGAUGCGACAACAUCACAGAGGAGCACUUUAAGAAGCUGGAGGCCCAUGGUUUUGACCGUGAAGACGCGUGGGACAUUGCAGCAAUUGCUGCCUUUUUUUCAUUGUCCAACCGCAUUGCUCACUUCACAGACAUGCGCCCCAAUGAAGAGUUUUAUAGCAUGGGCAGACUGCCUAGGGAGAAAGAUGGAGAGCCCAGGAAAUGAAUUUAAUUAUCAAAAUGGUAUGUUUGGUCCUUCAUUUAUUUACAGUGCACUGCCAAAACAAGCUUCUUUUUAGUGGACUUUCUGCAUAGGAGUUUUGGUACAGAAAUGUUUCUCAGAGCUGAAUCUAAGGAAAUAGGAGGCUUUCAGCCCUGCUGGGAUAUUUGCUGUCAGUUUUGAAUAUUGUCAAAAAGGCUUCUAAUUCAACCAAAGGCGUAUGUUUUUCAUGUAGUUAAAAGGAAGUAAUGUUCUUGUGACUGAGAACCAAUUCUUCAAGACUUUGAUUAGGGUACUAGUAUUAUCAGUUGUUUAUUUGCCGUGAAAGGUAUAUUUAUGAAAUCUAUAGAACUGAAAAGCAUUCGGGGGGGGCGGGGUGGAAGGUGGGGUGGGAUGGGAUGAAGAGUUCUAACUUUCUUGAUAACCAACAGACUAUCAUUUGGAUAUAUAAUGAGCUGGGAAGUAACCAAACAGGUUCACCAUGCUUGUUGUUCUUCAGGUUGAGUGGUAAAGUGAAACAUUGCUACUGUAGAUGGGGGUUCUCCCAGUGCUUGUCAGAACAGCAGACCUAUUUUCUACUGGCCCAUACUGGGAGGUGUGUCUAUACAGUUAAGUGGAUAACCCUGCUUCUCUGCUGUGGCACGGUUUUGAAGCUUGUGCAAAGGUUUCCUCUUUUUUGUUUUUUUUUUGUUUUGGAAAAGCAAAAUUGUAAAACUUUGCACUAAUCACCUCUUUGAAAGUCUGAUCUAUAAAUAUGCAGUAGAAAGUUUGUCUAUACAAGUACAUGUUUGUGUGCUGCAUUGUGUCCGCUUUGAUACUUUAUCUGUUUGCCUUGAAUUAUGAAGAAACUUUUGAUUCUAAAAGAACAUUGUUAGUCAUUAUAACAAACUAUACUCCUCUCUCUCUAUAAUAUGUCAUUCAAAAUAGAACGCCUACCAAAAAGUGAAACUUCCACAGAUGUACUGUAAAUUAAAAACAAAAUGUAAAAAUAUAAUGUACUGAGAAAAGCCCAGCUAAAUUUUGUGGAGUUAUUUUAUAAUCUUAUUGUUCUCAAAAUCCAUGUACAUGAGGUCUUGCUUAUCUCCCCUUGGAAAAACACUUGGAAAUAAGAGGCCUAAUUUACAUUUUAACCUUAAUCCCCAUAACAACAUGCCUUUUGAUAUUGGUACUAAUUUAAACAAUUUGUCAAAUGAAUAGCCUCUGAGAUUGGGUCCCCAACAACAUUUUAGGGAACUAGGGUGUUUGUAUUCCAUUGUCCAAAAUAAAAAAUAAAUAAAUAAAAAAAAACACCACUGCUCUGCAGUUUGGAUUUGUGUAUUUGAUGUAAUAGGGUUAUGACAUGGAGUAAUGUUUCUUGUUUUGUGGAAUUUUAUUUCUUUGCUUGUGUUCUGUAUGGCUUAUAAUUGCAUAAAGUUGUUAAACAUUUAAAAUGCCAUGCAUUAUGGGUCUUCUAUUAAGCAAUUUAUUUACUGUAAAUGGUGGUUAUAAUAAAUCUGGUUUAGCUUUCACAAUUAUGAAUGUUGUGCAUGGACUACUAUUUGAAUAUUAGUCGAACAAAGACGCAUGAAAUGUCUGCAGAGGCAGAAAUUAACAUUUUUUUUUCUGGAAGUAUCGGAUUUUAGUAUAACCAUUAUGCCAGACUGAAAUCAUUGCAUUAAUUGACAUCUGAAAUAAAUCAAUAAAAAACAAAAAAAUUGUAUCGCA
This is a messenger RNA of Polyodon spathula (Mississippi paddlefish), 2523 nucleotides long. RefSeq lists its product as uncharacterized. The record is from RefSeq and is a predicted model, not a curated record. Gene Ontology annotation, molecular function: peroxiredoxin activity. NCBI's taxonomy places the organism in Eukaryota, Metazoa, Chordata, Actinopteri, Acipenseriformes, Polyodontidae. Bases 76 to 825 code for a protein of 249 amino acids. The transcript is spliced from 5 exons.